UGUUCUGCAGAAUACCUCUCCCCUCUCCUCUCUCUCUUAUAAUUUUUUUUUUUGUUUCAUCUUCGUUAUCAUUGUCAAUCAAUUCACAAGCGAUUCUACUUUUUCUUUGUCCUUUCACCUGCAAACUAAGUGAGGGAAGCAGAAGCUAUGGAGUUCUUCCACGAAAUCUGCUUAACUGUUAUUCUUUCGUUCAUCUUCGCAUUCCUCGUCGCCAAGCUUCUUUCAAUGGCGUCGGCUGGAGAUGCUGGUGAGCAGGAUUCUGUGUCAAGACUAGGAAAGAAAUUUGAUGAUGGCGUUGUUGCGGAGGAGAGAGUGUUUAAAGGAGAAGUUAAGAAUCUAAGAUUGAAGCCUGAAGAACGAGUUGAAUUUGUUGGUGAAGCUGUGAAGGUUGAUGAAUUUCAAGCUGAUUUGGCUCAAGAAAAGUUGGAAAGGGUGCAAGAAGGUUGCGAACCGGUUGAGUUUCGUGAAGAUGACCAGAUGGCGACGAAGGAAGAAGGUUUAGAAGGAGUCAAGGCUCACAAGUUCUUGGAAGAUAAGCUCGUCGAGGAGAGGUCUGGAAAGGAGGAUGUAAAAGCUGGUGAUGCUGAUUUGGGUGAGGUCGAGAAACAAGUUAUGUCCAAUGAUGAUCGGGUGGAAGCCAAUUUGGUUGAAGAAAGGCACGAGACUGGAGAGGUUUCGGAAAUUAAUAGAGAAUUGACAAAGGACGAACAGAUGCCUGCCAGGGAUGAGGAGUUUCCGGUUAUCGGGUGUGUGAACUAUCAGGAAAAAGGAAUUGAGGGAAGGGAGAAAAGUAGACCGAAUGAUGAAAAAGCAGGAAUGUCUGGAGAUGAUGAUGACGACUGGGAGGGGAUCGAAAGAAGUGAUGCGGAGAAGCUUUUUGCUGCCGCUGCAUCUUUUGUUGGUUCUACUGAUAACAGUGAUCGCCUAUCGAACGUUGGCAGUGAUGUGCAGAUGCAGUUAUAUGCGCUUCACAAGAUUGCCACAGAAGGGUCUUGCCACGAGCCUCAACCAAUGACACUUAAGGUCUCUUCCCGUGCAAAGUGGAAUGCUUGGCAGCGUUUGGGGAACAUGAAUCCAGAGGUGGCUAUGGAGCAAUAUAUCUCUCUUCUUUCAGAUAGUGUUCCAGGAUGGAUGGGAGGAACUCCUGGAGUUAACAGUAAGAAGGAUUCUCUGGAAAUUGGAAUACCUGGAGCUCAAGCUCCUGAUUUAACCACAGUUCUUCACCAUCAGCCUAGUUUGGAAACGGAAAGGAAACAAGAAGGGAAUGACUCUUCUGUUGGAGGAGGUGAUGCCAUCAAGGACCCACAUUAUUUGGACAGGGACAAACUAUGAUAGAUACUCCAAUGCAGUGGCCUGCCUACAACCCCAGGAGACAUUCUCUUGGGUUUUCCUGAUUGAAAAAGGGGACAAAUCUCCCAAUUACAGAAGUAUGGAAGCCUCAGGUUUGCUUGCAGUAUUGGAGGCUGUUAUGCUGCUUUUACCAGCUUUCAGUUGCCUUAAAAUAAUGUUCCCAUGUUUUAAGGGUCAAUAUAAUGCAUAUUAUGUAUAUAUGUAUAUGGUGUAUGUUUUGCAGACUUUAGUCCUUGUUAUGUUGAAAAAAUAAAUAAAUAUUUA
Messenger RNA from Telopea speciosissima, 1614 nucleotides. Its product is annotated as acyl-CoA-binding domain-containing protein 3-like. Bases 148 to 1332 code for a protein of 394 amino acids. Gene Ontology annotation, biological process: fatty acid metabolic process. Gene Ontology annotation, molecular function: fatty-acyl-CoA binding. NCBI's taxonomy places the organism in Eukaryota, Viridiplantae, Streptophyta, Magnoliopsida, Proteales, Proteaceae. The record is from RefSeq and is a predicted model, not a curated record. The transcript is spliced from 5 exons.